This is a messenger RNA of Selaginella moellendorffii, 1341 nucleotides long. Its product is annotated as probable myosin light chain kinase DDB_G0292624. Gene Ontology annotation, biological process: mitotic DNA damage checkpoint signaling; protein phosphorylation. Lineage: Eukaryota; Viridiplantae; Streptophyta; Lycopodiopsida; Selaginellales; Selaginellaceae. Bases 1 to 1341 code for a protein of 446 amino acids. Gene Ontology annotation, molecular function: protein serine/threonine kinase activity; ATP binding. The record is from RefSeq and is a predicted model, not a curated record. The transcript has 2 exons. Gene Ontology annotation, cellular component: cytoplasm; nucleus.
AUGACUGUGUGGAGAGCGGUCGAGAGUGGUGAGUUGGUCGUGAGCGAGGAGCUCUCGUCCUUGAGAAAGAUGUAUGAUGUGGGUUUUGAGCUUGGAAAGGGAGGGCAAGGUACUGUACACCUUGUAAGCUUUAGAAUGGGUGGUAAGUUGCUAGCGGCUAAGAGCUUCGAGAGAUCGGGUGAGAGAGAGAAGGAAAUCAUGCUCAAACUCAAUGGCUGCCAUGGUACACUAGAGAUCUACGACAUGGUCGAGGAGGAGCUCAAGGGCCGCUGGUGGGGAUCCCUAAUCUUGGAGCUCUGCUCGUGCACGCUCCGGGACAGGCUAAAGAUGGUGGGGAGGCUGGCGGAUGAAGAGGCGGCGUUUGUGACCAAGAGCCUGGCCGAGACGCUGAGGGAGAUGCACAACCUUGGGGUGGUGCACAGGGAUAUGAAGCUGGAAAACGUUUUGCUGACGCAUCCAGCGCAACCUUACGAGGUGAAGCUGUCUGACUUUGGGGUUGCGACUGACCGGGCAGACGAGAUGCACCACCUUUGUGGCACCCCUGGGUAUAUGUCGCCAGAUGUUCUCAGGGCUGGUGAGGGCGGAUGGCCGAAAUACUACACUCAAGCGGUGGACGUCUGGGGGCUCGGACUCAUUCUAUAUGAGCUUGUUAGCGGAAGGGUGGCGUUCCCUGAAUACCACUCUGAUUAUGUGGAGUCAUUGUUGAAAAGCGUGGACAAUGUGGAGUUUGCAUUGGAUUGGAGUGAUGUGUCGAGUGAGGCAAAGGAUUUGAUCAUGGGGAUGUUGGAGGUUUAUCCAAGCCGGAGGCUGACGGUAGAGCAAGUGCUUGAAGCUAAUGCUGCCCCCAACAAAGAAGCAUUGAAGUUUGCCAAAUUGCUGAUUACGCCUUUCACUUUUGUGGCUUCUACAUGCCUCCAGUCAGGGAUCUCCCUCAUCAAAGAGAAUGCCACACCAGUGGAAAAGGGCCGUUGCUUCCACUUCCUUCUCGCUUCAACCAUCUCAGCAUUUGGAUUGGCAAGGUGUCUAAUAGCGAUCGGUGAGAACGAACAAGGAAACGCUUCUGAGGUCAAAAAGCUCGUGAUCUCUAUUUGGAUGAUCUUCUUGGUGAGCUUGUCCGUGAUGAUGACACCACUCUUUUUCAGCCUCCUCUAUGUUGUCUACGACUUUAGCGACGCGAAGGCAUCGUGGUCGACCAUGGGUGCGUGUUUUCUCGUCGGCAUUCUAAUCCUCGUUGGUUCCUACGUGAAAAAGCUGAUGAGGAUUCCUCUGAGGGGCACUUAUAUCACGCUCCUGAUCAUCAUCGCUGCUAAUUCGUAUGGUUACACCCUAUACAAGAAGUGA